GCCGGUUUUUUUUUCUUUUCAAUCGCGAGGCCAUUUGUCGGUCCCUCUCUCUGGUCCUCUUCCACAUACUCGAGAACAACUUGUAGAAGUGAUUUACUACGUGAUAAAUCCGUUGAAUUAAAGAUGCCGACAGUUACAUAAGCAUUAGUCGGCCUUGGUUUGAGACUUGAAACCUCUAUUGCUGUUGAUUCGAGGAGUGUCUCGAAACGGUUGGCUAACUGCCAUCAAUACCUUUCAAAUGACAUUGAAAUCAUGAGGCUUGUUUUAUUUCUCAGAGCUAUAAUUAAAAAUGCGGCAUUUGUUUCCCCUUUUUUUAUUAUUAUGUCGCCAAUCGCAGGCGAAGUUUUUGUUUCAAAUCCGGUAAAAGAAUUAAUAAUACACAACAUGGCGGCGAAAAUGAGAAGAUCGUCUGCAUCGUUAAGACACAUUUCUUCACGCUCGUGUUAUUUGGGUUCACCACAACCCGCCAUUCAAAGAGUUGGCUGUGAGUGGUCGUUCGUGAGUGGGUAUCUGGUAACAAAAAAUCUUUUGUUUUGUUUUUAACCCCUCGUUUUUUCCUUUUUUUUUCAUCAAGUUCCAAUCGUCGUUCGUAAACUUAAAAUGGCGAGCCAGGCAGCCAGGCUACUGAGAAGCAAAGCAAAACCACAAGUUGUGACGGCAAGUACAUCAUCGUCAGCAGCAGCAUCCGAAAAUAAUCCAUCUGGUGCCGUUUCGCCCCUGCCCAGUCCUGUUUGCAACAACAACAACAACAACAACACGUUGGCGAGAUGGCCCUUGUCCAAAUAUGCUAACUUGAUCAUCAGCAAAAAGCCGGGCGCUGGAACGUGGCACGAGAGAACGGCUGGAGACCCCCACGACAUGUGGAUUCAAAUUACUCAACGCCAUUACAUUCAAAUUGUCCACGAUGAUAUGUUGCUCGAGUGCAUCAACUUGACGGAAGCCCAAGGAACGUGGAGGGCAAUUAAACGUGGACCUAACAUGCUGUUUUUCAUUUCCAAUACCAAGGAAACUAGCCGCAAAUUUCGUAUUCGGUUUCUAGCCAACGACCAGGAAGAAUCAACGGCUGUGGCUGACGCCUGCGCUUGUCACCUGUCCCGUUUUUUUACUUUACACGACGCCGAUCGACAAGGUCAAAACGACGACCAUCAUGAACCUACAUGCGCCAUCUCGCUCCAACAAUUGGCCGCAGCCGUUUUAGAUCCUCAACAUUCUAAAUGGCCUUCAGAUUAUGCGGAUAUUGGUAAUUCCCUUGAACUGGUACCGGACCUCGUCCGCAGCUGCCUAAUGGAUCCCAAUUUCCCUAGUUUGGUGGAAGCCGUGGAACGGUCAAUGAAGACGUUGAUGAACUCUGACUGCGCUGCGGCCAAGGAUGUAGAGUAA
Messenger RNA from Daphnia carinata, 1380 nucleotides. RefSeq lists its product as uncharacterized. The coding region runs from base 601 to 1380 and encodes 259 amino acids. The record is from RefSeq and is a predicted model, not a curated record. The transcript is spliced from 5 exons. Lineage: Eukaryota; Metazoa; Arthropoda; Branchiopoda; Diplostraca; Daphniidae.